CGUAAUCCGAACGGAUGGCCUUAUAAAAUAAGUUGCAACUACACAUGUAUCAUUAAGAUUUAUUUUCUCACACAAAACAGACCAAACUUAAUUUGUGAACAAAUAUGAAGUAUUUUGGAUUUAUUCUCUUCGUUAUCCUGUCAGUGAUAUGUGUAGGUGAAGGUCACCUUUGGGGAAGAAGUAGAAGAACACACCGAUGGAGACCUGGAACUAAAGAUAUGGAAGGAUCUUGUACUUUUGAUCUCCCAUGUGAUGUUGAAACAGAAACAUUUAAAGUUAAAAUUCACAUUCUCGGAUUCGUAAAAUCUGCAGAGGUUGCAGGACCGUUCAGUGUAACGCGCCAUGGAUUCUUUAAACAUGGAUUUUACAUCAGAAACACCGAAAACUUAUUCCAAGGAACAAAUGAAGUGGACUUUACUGCGCGGUAUUGGGGCUGGUUGAAACCGAGGUACAGCUGUUCACUCAUAUGCUACACUUGUAUCACAACGCCACCACCUCCGCCGCCAACACCAACACCAACAACCACGCCAACACCAACAACCACGCCAACGGAAACACCACCAGUUGUCAAUAUUGAUGUUGAAUAAACUUUUUACAAAUAUUCUUAAAAUCAGUCCAACUAUCUAUAAUACUAAAAUUACGAGGUCCAAUUUGUCAGCCGUCAUCACGUAAAAACGACGAAUCACAGAAUUCAACUUUAUAUAUAACUAAUAUAGUACAAAGGUGUAGAUGAAAAAUUACACCACUCCAGGCCCUUUUGUUUUCCACGUAAUUAAUAUUGCCAAUAAUUAAGAGGUUCCGGGUCGAGUUCGAUACCGAUACCAAUAGUAUAUUCACCUGUUACUUAUUACCUUAUCUGUACGUUCCGCAUCUGCCAGGCGCACCACCAAACGGUGUUAAAUAUGCUAUAUACACUUCAAUUUGUUAGAGGGCAUGACGUAAAACAGCGAAUCAGAGAAUUCAACUUUUUUAUAACUAAUAUAGGACAAUGCUGUUGAUUAAAAAAUACUCCAUUUUAGGACCUUUGGUUUUCCAAAUAAUUAAUAUUACCAAUAAUUGAUAAGUUCCAGUUCGACGGCUUCAAACAGAAAGAUUUGAAAGCAGAGAAAAAACUGUGUAUCUUAUAAUCGGCAUGACUUUAUCAGAUGACAAUACUAAUACUAAAAUGAGGCUUGCGCAUAGUUAUAUACUUAA
Messenger RNA from Mytilus trossulus (common blue mussel), 1194 nucleotides. RefSeq lists its product as uncharacterized. The transcript is spliced from 3 exons. The record is from RefSeq and is a predicted model, not a curated record. The coding region runs from base 105 to 587 and encodes 160 amino acids. NCBI's taxonomy places the organism in Eukaryota, Metazoa, Mollusca, Bivalvia, Mytilida, Mytilidae.